This is a messenger RNA of Babesia bigemina, 6867 nucleotides long. RefSeq lists its product as hypothetical. Lineage: Eukaryota; Apicomplexa; Aconoidasida; Piroplasmida; Babesiidae. Bases 1 to 6867 code for a protein of 2288 amino acids. The transcript has a single exon. The record is from RefSeq and is a predicted model, not a curated record.
AUGGCACCGCAAUUCAAGAAGCUUACGGACUGCCCGGAAAAUCUGCGGGAGGCCAUCGACUGGCUCAUACAGGUUAGGCAUGGAGGUAACGAUAACAAAGGUCUUGAGAAGUUGGGUAAGGCUUUGAAAGAGUUUAUUGCCGACGCCAUUUGGAACACUCAAAAUAGUCUUGAUAAAAAACGAGAUGAAAUCGAUAAAAUAUAUGAUGUUGCAGAGAAGUUAUCUAAAAUUGCGAAACUUGAUGACCAGGAGAUGUCCUUUAUAAAUCUUCAGAAAGACCUCGAACCUUUUUUGGAGAAUCUUCAAAUCAAUUCAAAAGAUCCUGAUAAAAGCAUUUUGACGCGAUUAUGUACUGGCCUCGAGACCUUCCUCGGCUUCAACAAAGAUUCCAAAGGCUACACAGGGCAGGGUAUUGUGUACUCUGACAUGGAUAGGCUGUGUGAUGCGGUGAUGGCGUUUUUGCACGGGGUGUUGGAGAGUGUUAAGGAUGAUGAUGCUGUGACAACUUAUGAUCGAUAUGUUAAAAUUGAAAGUAAAGACGGUCUAGAUACUGUUCUUGACUUUAUAGUCAGACAAAUUGGCAAAGGGCGUGAAGGGCUUUUGGAGUCUGUCAUGCGUGUGAGGCAAUGGUUGGAGGGAUAUGAGAGGCGAGUUGGGGAGAGGACUGGUAAUGUUAGAGACAUAUUAAAUAGUUUACGUUCGAGAAUUAAUGAUAGGAUAGAUGAUAUUACGGAACAAAGGCAAGAUUCACUGAAAGACCAGUUGAACUAUUGGCAGACCGUCACACAGGACUUUCUUGGCAUGUCCGAAACUGCCAAAAAUUUUUUACGCGAUUUGGACCAAGGAUUCCAAAAGCAGUUAGAUACAUCAGCUAAUGCAGUGAUAGAGGCGAUUAAAGUUUUGGAAACGAGUACUAAUAAUAAAGGUUUCACAAUGGCUGUGACAGCUGUUCAAAAUGCAUUUGACACGCUACCGGGAGAAGUUGACAAAUUCAUAUCGGAUAAUAUUAAGAGUACAAUUAUGGAGCAUAAAGCGAAGGUUGAACUAUUGAAAAAGGAAGUCAAGGAAAAAAUGGAUGCAUCCCGCGAUACGUUUAUGAUUAAUGGGAUCAAGAUGGCAAAAGUGGAUCUGAUGAAAGCCGUUAUCACUUUCAGUAAAAAUGCAAUGAAUAUGGGAGGAUUAAAUAAUAGUGUGGUUAAACAGGUGAUUGAAACGCUUGAAAAAAGGUUGAAGGAUGACGCGGAAAAGGUUAAUGACGCAAACUCACUAAAUGCCUUGAAGAGUAACCCGGUAGAGAUGCAGAUCGUGAAUAUUAUCACAUCUCUUAAUGGCAAAAUGGCUACAGAUUCUACUAAUGGGUUAAGCAGUUUAAUGGAAAAGAUUGUCAAACCUGAAGACGUAUUUAGGGACAACCACGACGCUGCAUUGUUACAGUUAGUUAAUAACGCCAAAAACGAUAUGCAGAAAGCUCUUGAGUGUGCCGAUGAACAUGCCAAGAAUAGGGGGGGGCUGAAUAACAAUGCGGUUGCAAGGGUUAUAAGCGCAAUUCAAAACAAGUUAGAUCAGGAAGCUGAAAGAAUUGAGACCUUGGAUAAGUUGAAAGAGUUGAAAAGGAAAUUCAUGGAUGGGGAACAGAUAACUCAAAUCACAAAUGCCCUUAGCAAGGAUAGCACUGCUUCACAUGUUAAAAGCGGUUUGCAACAGUUGACAACAUCAAUUGAAGCCCCCGAAGAGUUGUUUCGUAAAGCUCAUCAGGAUAAACUUGCGGGGCUGGCGCAGAAUGCCGAAGACGAUUUGGAGAAAUUAAUUUCCAAGGCUCAAGAAUGUAUCAAGACGCACGGUGGGGUAAAUAAUCGUAAAUUUUUGAAGGUAAUAAUAAAUAUUGAAGGGAAGUUGGGGAGUCUGGAAAGUAGCAAUGGCAUAAUCGAUACCUUCCAAAAGCUUAAGGCUUUGAAAAAUCCAUACAUGGAUGGUCAAAUUAGGAGUAUUACAACGACACUUAAUGAUAAUGAUGCAGCUUCCAAUGUUAAGAGUAGUCUGGAAGGUCCAAAAAUGUCGAUUAAAGCUCCUGAUAAGAUAUUUAAUGAUACACAUAAAACUAACUUGGAUAGGUUGGCUGGGAAGGCGCAAGAAGAUUUGCAGAACGCCAUAGACAACGCUAUAAAAUAUGUUGAGUCAUCCCAAGGCUCUUUGCAAAGAAAUAUUGUAGGUGCUUUUGAGGGCGUUUUGAAAAGUUUUAAGCAAGGUCAAAAAACAGUCACCGAGUUGAAAAAUACGAUUGAAAAGGAAUUUAAAAGACUCACAAACAUAUCCACGACUCUUACUAUUAGCCAUAAGGGUAACGUUCAAUCUAAAUUGAAUCAACUAGACGAAAAUAAGAUUUUGGCGGUUAAAGGUAUUUUAAAGCCCCAAACGUCUGAGCAAGUUAGUGAGGACCAAUUAAAUUCAUGGUUCAAGAGUGCAAACUCUUAUCUUCUCACAUACGUUCUAGGUGAGGCCAACGACGAAAUCAUAAAAGCCGACCACGAAUAUCAGACGGCGGUUAAGGCGCAGCUUAUGCAGAUUAAAUCUAAGAUUAAGAAUUUUGAACAAAAAGCCGAGACUAAUAAUCUUGGAGAUAUUACCUCCGAUCUUGAAUCCAAUUUUCUCUAUAUACAAUCCGCCAUCACCAACCAUUCCGUCUAUGAAACAGACAAAAGUGGCCGCCAAGAGUAUUUCAACCACCUUACGAUACUUAUUACCGACACGGUUUCUAUACUGAAAACCGCUUAUCAAAAGGCCUAUUCAACCACGGCCAAAACAUAUCUCAGUGGAGCUAUUAAAGAAAUAAAGGAAAGGGUUGAAAACGCUGAAGAACAAUACAAGGAUACGGUUAUAAGAUUAAUUCAGAAGAUCGAAGGGACUGUUAGUGAGAUUAAAAAUAGAGCAGGCAAGGAUAAGCUUGAAGAAUUAUCCACAUCACUGAAACACUUCGAAGAUAUACAGUCCGCCAUCACAACUAAAUCAGUCUUCUCCGAAGACAUCAUCGAACGCCAACAAUUUUUCGAAAACCUUAAAUCUCAAAUUAACAACACUGUUGCCACCUUGCAUCAAGCGUACAAAAACGCGUACCAGAGUGCGGCUAAGUCCUAUCUUAGCGGGGCGAUUAUGACUAUUAAGUACAAGGUUGAAGCGGCAGAAGGAACCUACAAGGCGGCAAUUAGAGGGUGUAUUGAGCAGGUUAGAAAUAAGAUCACUACGCUUCAGGAUGCAGAUUUCAAACAGAAUAGUGAUAGAGCUAGAUUAACUGCGAAGCUAACCUCUGACUUCGGUCAGCUGGAAGCGGAGGUAGCCAAAAAUUCUGCCUUCGAUGAGGAUUUCACAUCUCGUAAACAAUGCUUCACUCAACUGCAGACGUUAAUCAAGAACACUGUAGAGACACUGUCAUCCUUUUACGAAAAGGCCUACCAGAGUGCGGCCAAGACAUAUCUCAGUAACGCCAUUAAGAACAUCAAGGAUGAAGUUCAGAAGGCUGAAGUGCAAUAUGCGCGCGCUUGUAAGGCAAACAGUGUCGAUAUUAAGAAUAUGAUAAUGCAACUCAGGGAUGAAUCUACCAAAAAAGAACUCGAAAGAUUCGUUACGGAUCUCACACAGCCUUUUGAUAAUUGGAUAUACGCCAUACGAAAAAAUUCCGCUUUUCAAAUGGAUUAUGAAGGUCGUAAACAGUGUUUCGAAAAACUUAAAGACUUGAUUAGAAACACAGUUAAUACGAUAAUUUUAGCUGCAACUACAUUUGACACGUGUGCGUCAAGAGCAGUCAUAUACCUGACUGAAUCUUUUAAAAACGCCGAAACAGGAAUUGAUAAACUGGGAGUUGGAAUCAUGGAUAAAGUUAAAGCAGCCUUUGACAAAGUUAUUACAGAGGUAUACGCCAUGUACUCCGAAGACAAAAUUGCUCUGUUAAAAUCUUUGAAAAACUGCGUUGAGGAGCAAAAAAGAGAAGUUGACAGAAUUAUUGGCAUCGAAUUAAAAAAAGGAAUUAAAGGAUUUCUACAUUUGUUGAAAAUGUGGAUUGAUAAGAAAAGUGGUGACCUUAAAAAGGCUCAGGACUUGAAAUCGUUGGCUGACCUAUUUGAACACCUUAACAAACAUCUCCAUAGGUAUGUUAAAUUCCAACAUGACGGCUUGGAAGUGGGAGACGAUAGCGAUGAUGAUGAUGAUGAUUCCCUAUCUCCCACCCCGGCUGUCCGACAAGUCACACCCUCGAUUUCGGGUGGCGGUUACAGAGCCAGGCCGGCUGUGCAAUCCGUAUCAUCAAAGGAUCCAAAUGCACCCCAACCGGCUGGACGUGCAGGAUACUUAGGUAAGGUGCGCACUCCGUCCACGGGCCAACAGUUUUUAUCUCCACAGCUUACCAAAGAUCCCAUUUCGGACUGCUUUGACAGGAUUGAUCAUCACACUCGAGGACUCUUCGGCACGCUUUCCGCUGGGUACUUCAGCAAAUCAUUCGCAUCAAAACGUGAAGAAUUUGUGCAGUUCCUUGAUUCAAUCCGUCCAUUCAAGUCCGGCGAGCACUGCGAUACUUUGCUCUACAUCCUCAUGUCAUGUCUUCAAUCUUUUCUCAAGGAACUGGGCAAGGCGUACAUUUCCACUUACUGCGGAGCGGCAUAUGUGUUCGAGUGGGAGUUAGAUGGUGAGAAGUGUGCCAAGGCCUUCCUGACGAUUCUCGAGAUACUUUAUCAUGAUUUGGAUGGGUUGCGUAAUAAAUGUAAAGAUGCGAAGCUGUAUAGAGCUAACAAACUUUGUCUAAAAGAAGAUGAUAACAGAAGGGCAAAUCACUUAGGCAUCUGGUUCGACCACCGUGGCUUCACGGUGUCUGAUAAUAAGGACAAGCAAGAUGGUGAGUUGGACACAAACAAGACGGGCGAAAAUAUCAUUGGUAUGAUUGCCGGCACCAGCGUAACAACGGCUGCCAAAAAUAUAUACAAAGGACAAGACGAUACAACCGGAGCACUUAAAUCGCUUCACGAAUACCUCGAAGAUUACUACCGUGUCUGCCACCAUAGACUCAUCCCAGACGCCAGGGCGCCGACCACAAUAUACGAAAUGUUGCAUUGGCUCGGUGGGCUGUGGUACAACCCUGUUGCCGAACCUCUGAGAGACAGCCUCAGAAAAUUGUUGGAAGAUGUAGAAAGGGAAAACAAAGUUGAAACUGAUAAACUACAAGUCGCUCUGCCUUACCGAAGAAGCGUUAGCAUGAGUAGAACACUGACUCGCAAUGAAUUAAUAUACGUGUUCAACAACUCAACAAUUCGAUCAAAUUUGUUGUUGAUCGCCAUCCUCGGUCACGGUCAAGAGGACGGACGGUACGCCUGUGACUUCCUCACAAACCCGGACGAUUUAUUGUACCCAAGCAACCCAGAUAAAUGUCUCGAUCUGCUUGUGGAAGUAUCGUUGCGUGUGAAUCAUCAGAUUCGUUUCCUAUUUAAGCAGUGCCACAAUGGCCCUGAGUGCGGUGGGUGGCGUGACUGCCUCUACGGCAAGGGAAUUGGCGGAUCACGUUGGCAGUGCAAUAAGCUGCAAUGCCCCAACCAAGAGUGUGAACAAAAGUGCAGGCAACAUUACUCCUGCGGCGUAAAAUCACCCCUUCAAUUGUUCCUGGAAGAUGGUCUACUUGGCUUCCUGCCUCACCCAUUCGAGAAGCCUGAUUGUAAGAUUACCUGUUCACUGCAAAACCACAACGGCAUCCCGUGUAAGACGCCGAUGGGUUUCCGGGAUCUCAGUAUACGGGCAUCUCAUCAGCAAAAAGGUGAACGUAUCAAGAAGGUGCUUGAUUGGUUCUGUGGUACAGAAAACGAAUCGCUGAACUUGCUUUGCUCCUAUUUCUUACUGCUGCUGCGCCGUCCUCCGCAAACGUUGUGCGACAUGUUUGCGUUUUAUUACAACUUCCUGGAUCACUAUGAUGAUGACCGGUCAACACAAAAAGAACACAGGCGACUAGCGUUUAACAACGCCGUCACUAAAGCCAAUCUCGGGCGUCCAUUUGGUGCUUUAAACCCAAGUACUAUAUUGUGUACCAGCAAGCACGUUCCAUCUGACGGGAAACCAACCCAUGAGAAAGGUGACCUGUUCGGCGUUCUAUCUUGUAAUCCUGAGGAUUCGCCCACAAUGCCCUGCGGCAGGUAUUUACAAUCUAUCGGCGACGACAUCCGCCUGCUGUACUAUGGAGAGCACGCUAGUGUAUACCUAUCGUGGAUCAUUUAUCAGGCCGAAACAUUCUAUAAUUUGCUGAGAGACUUAUGUGAUAAAUGUUGCAAAAAGUGCACAUCCCCGAAAUCCAUAUGUUAUGGUACACGCUGUACCAGAGAUUGUCAAGUAAAAACAGUUUAUGAAUCCAAUAAAUCAGACGAUCAUAAGGCAGACUUAAAAGCACUCGAUGGCAAAAAGCACAAUGAUGAGUGCAAUUCCAUUGUAAAUUGCUCCAAUACGCACUCAAUAUUGUAUACAUACGGUUUUACGUUUGGCAGUCCAUUCGACCUUAGUGGUGGAAAUAACAAGAUGGAGAAAAAACGCACGUGCAAAGAUUUCUGCCGCGCAUUGGACAACGUGCUUAACAAAGAAAAAGAUGUUGAAGCUCCACUUGCCAAGUUGGUAUUUGAUAUAAUUCCAGAAUAUCUAUGGGUGAUUAGAGAGCCCUUCUUCUACACCACCGUAGCCCUCUGGCUCCUCUCCCUCUUCUACCUCCUCCACAUCAUGGUCAUCCGCCUCGACCUGCUCCACAUCAAAUCGCACUUACACUCACCCUCAUCACAUCGCAUCGCCGCGCAAUCACUACUCGCCGCCGCACGUGUUGGAAGACUCAGCAAGAUAUCGUACCUGCAAACCUAA